This is a messenger RNA of Patiria miniata (bat star), 5624 nucleotides long. RefSeq names its product sal-like protein 1. Gene Ontology annotation, biological process: regulation of transcription by RNA polymerase II. Gene Ontology annotation, cellular component: nucleus. The transcript is spliced from 2 exons. The coding region runs from base 1 to 4887 and encodes 1628 amino acids. NCBI's taxonomy places the organism in Eukaryota, Metazoa, Echinodermata, Asteroidea, Valvatida, Asterinidae. The record is from RefSeq and is a predicted model, not a curated record. Gene Ontology annotation, molecular function: DNA-binding transcription factor activity, RNA polymerase II-specific; RNA polymerase II cis-regulatory region sequence-specific DNA binding.
AUGGCCAAGGAGGAAUAUUUAUCAGAGAUAGUGACUUAUGAUUUGUUUACUUCUUUUCAUUCCGAUGCAGGUGCUGCCAAGGAGAGCCAUCUGAAUGCUGCCAACACUGAAGAAACAGAUGAAGAUGUGAUCAUAGGAGGUGUUCAUGUCUGUGGCAAGUGUCGAGGAGAGUUUACUGUCUCCUCAGAUUUUCUGCAGCACAAACAAACCUGCUCUAAGAAACCAGUGGUGGUUGUGAUAAACAAUGACGGUCAGCCGCAGGCUGAGAGUACCAACAGCAGCCGUCCACCAUCUGCACAGAACCAGUAUGGCCAAGAGAUCACCAAGACUGUGUAUCAUAACAAUAAUGAUCAGGCACUGAAUGGGCUUCAGCAGCUACAGGACAGCCAGUAUGAUGACCAGGAGGAAAUUGAGGAGCCUUCCGUGACCGAAGAGUCGGAGGCCCAUUUGACCCAAGAGGAUGGUCCACAGGACCAUCAGCAGCAUCAGCCAUCCCUAGACAACGGCAUGCAUGAGGAAGACAUAAAGGCUUCCAACUCAGACAGGCUGAGAACUCAGAGUGUAGAUUCCAUGGAGUAUGAGGAAUCCCACUCCCUACUGAAACAGCACUGUGAAAACUCCAGAUCCCCAUCCAGCAGACCUGUUUUUCCGGGGAGUCUGGAGAAUGCACCUUUCCCAAUGGGGCCCUUUCCUCGACCACCGCAUAACCGGCCAGAGAUGGCAUCCAUUCAGGAUCAGCUGUUCCAUCUGCAGCAGCAGCACAUUCACCAGCUACAGCUCAUCCAAAGCAUCCAGCAGCAGCUGCAGAACCUGGCUAUGCAGAUCAAGAACACUCCUGCUACUACCUCGGCUAAUACACCAGUCACCACUACCUCAGCUCCCCUCACCCCUUCAGUGGAAUCACAGCCACAGUUGAUGUCGCAGCCAACUUCGUCUUCAGGACCUUCACCGCAGCUCAUGCAUCCUUUUGAUUCACUGCCACGUCCACUUCCCCAACAGAUGAUGCCAUCUCUGCCAUUGCGGCCAUCCAUUAUACCCCCUGUGUCCUUUCCAAUGCCCUCCCCAAGACCGCCUUUCAAUAUGUUGCAUCAGCAGGGCGUCAUGCCACCAGUCUCAAGUCAGCUACUCCAGGCUCCACCCAGGCUUCCCUUUCCACCAGCUAUGAUGCUACAGCGAAAGGGGAAGCCCCCGAAUGUUGCUGUCUUUGACCCCAAAUUUCCUUCAGAUGAUCCAUUCUUCAGGCACAAGUGCCGCUUCUGCCACAAGGUCUUUGGCAGUGACAGUGCCCUUCAAAUCCACAUCCGCUCUCACACAGGUGAGCGACCAUUCAAGUGUAAUAUAUGUGGCAACCGAUUCUCAACUAAAGGGAAUCUAAAAGUGCACUUCCAGCGGCAUGUGGAUCGCUAUCCUCAUGUCAAAAUGGACACUACUCCCCACCCACCAUCACCUCCUCUGCCAAAUGAGCGUCUCCCAAUCCAGUCACCUUCCAUUCAGCAGGUACCACUUCCAACAAUUCCAGGUGAAAUGGGUCGCCUACCUAAUGAUGUUCCAACAUCUUUCCACCCUGGAAUACCAAUGUCGCAGGCAAGCGGGUCUGACUCUGCCUCAAGCAGCAUCUCGGGUGACCAGCCCCUUGAACAGCAAAGUCAAGAAGAAAUGUGUCCCAAAUCAGUUCCAGAUAUUGUCCUCCCCAAGUCUGAAUCAGAGUCCAAGACUUCGGAUGCAGAUGCAGUUGUGUCCCCUCAACUGUCACAGGAAAGAUCCCCAGCAUUUUCGUCUGCCCCGAUGACCUCUAGCUUUGCUCACUCCAUCAGUCAAAUUAUGUCAGAAUCUUCCUGUACAUUCACCACUGCCCCCAUUGCUACUUCCAAAACAGAGACACCGUCUUCCUUGGCUGCCUUGGCUGAGCAAGGAUUCCGGCCUUCUGAAACCUCCAAACUACAAAUGUUGGUUGAGAACAUUGAGCAGAAGAUAAGCGACUCCAGUCAGUGUGUCAUAUGCCACCGGGUUCUCAGCUGUAAGAGCGCUCUACAAAUGCACUACCGGAUCCACACUGGUGAGCGACCAUACAAAUGCCGAGUCUGCUUGCGUUCCUUCACCACCAAGGGCAACCUCAAGACACACUAUAGUGUCCACCGUGCACAACCUCCUCUCAGGAUGUUCCACGAUUGUCCCAUUUGCCAGAAACGAUUCAGCAAUGUCUUGGUGCUGCAGCAACAUCUUCGCAUGCAUGCGGCUGAGGGUUUCCAGAUUCCCCAAGACUUGUCUGCAUUUGAGCAUUAUGCUGAAGACAAAUUUGUGGAAGAGCUGGUCUGUGAUGAAAACCAAGGCCUAGACCAGGAUGACGACGACGAAGAUGCCAGGCUCAAUGAGAUGGCUUCACAAAUGGAAUCCUCACCUGAAGGUUUUUCUGAGCCAGAAGGUGCAGAAGGUGAACUCCCCAAUGGCUUGCCUGUUGAUUCAGGAAAUCUCAAACAAAUCAAAUCUGCCUCCGAGCAAGAUAAGGGCCUCACCCAAAAGAUCCACCGUGACCUAAUGGACCGUGCCAGAGGAAUAGAGAGGGUGAUGGAUGUGAGUAAGGAGAUGCGCAUGGACUGGAUGGGGAAAGAAGUUGAAGAGUCUUCUGGGGUACCUCCCACUGGUGAGUCUACCUCACCUCCAGCCUACCUUACUGAUGAUAGCAGUUUAGCAGCUUCUCCGUCCUCUGAACCUCAACCUAAUUACACUAAAGGUAUUGAUUCCAUAGCCUCAGCACUGCACCUGCAAGCUAGUAACAAUGCAGAGAACCACCACCGACAGCUCAUUAGCCGUCUUCCCAAUCCAGAUCCUCAGUCCCCCUCAGAAAAAAGCCAAGAAGGGUCCUUGGUAUCUGACCAAGCAUCUCAAAGUCCUGAUGAUCACAAUGAUGACCAGAGACUGAGUCAGGAAGAUGUGAGACGGCACGAGGAUGAAAUAAAUCGACAUGGCAGCAUUCAAAGAAGUCACUCCAGUGAACCAAGAGGACAUUCUGAUGACCUUAAUCUUCAGCCUAAUUACAUUAAAAACCAUCAUGACGAGUUAAGAAGACACCGUGAUGAAAUGGGAAGUCAGCACGGUGAUUCAAGAAGACACCCAGGCAGUACCUAUCAAAAUGAGCUCCAAGGCAAACAGGAUGAUAAAAGUCACGCAGGCGACUCUGAGCAGAUCAGUGACAAUGAGUGCAUCAGUAGAAAUGUGGAACCCAGAGGUGCUACAGAUGAGCACAGGGGUGAACACAGACAUAUCUUUGAUGAACACAAAAGUCAUCCAGACAACUUGAAGUUCCACCAGGAUGAUCUCCAUAGAGCACCCCUCAAAAUUGACACCAGCCGGAUGGAUAACAACGGAGCCCUGGAUCUCACCCCCAAGUCGGUUUCUUCUGGGAGCAGUGAAAACAGCCUGGAAGCCCUGAAGAAUCAAGUUAAUAACAGCCACUACUUGUUUCCCAUGGGCUUCCCCCACCCUGGAGAUGGCAGGCUCAAUGGAAGCAGUGCCGGCUUACUGAUGCCAGAUCCUUCCAAUACAUCUUAUGGGUCUAGACGUAGCAAUGGGUCCAGCACUACCUGUCACUACUGUGGCAAGUCUUUUGCAUGUAGCAGUGCCCUCAAUAUCCAUUACAGAAGCCACACAAAAGAGCGGCCAUACAAGUGUGAAAUAUGCUCCAAGGGGUUCUCAACUAGAGGUAAUCUGCGUCAACAUAUGCUUACCCACAAGAUUCGGGACAUGCCGACACAGAUUCUUGACCCCUCACAUCCCCAUUACAAGCAUCAGCAACAGCAGCAAAUGAUGCACCCAAUGCAUCAUUUGCAGUCACCCCCUCAUUCCAUGCUGAUGCCUGGAAUGCCCAACUUUGCUGCAGAGAUGGCCAUGCACCAAUACCACCAGCAGCAGCAGCAGCAGCAGCAGAGAACAUCUCCCCGGCCUUUCAUCCAGCGUGAUCCACCGCCAUCACAUCCAGAGCGCCAAAGAUCUCCACAGACCCAUCAGCAGCAGCUGCCUUCACCACUGGGCUCCCCACAAAAAAUAUCCCCCCUCAACCCUCAACGGCCAGCUUCUCCCUUUGACGACACUCAGGAAAUCCCCCUGAGUAGCCAGAUGAAGUCACCAAGCAGCCAACAAAGCACUCCACCUAGCAGUCAGAAUCACUUGACACCGAGCAGCCAGCUUCAGCAGCAGCAGCAGCAGCAGCAGCAGCAUCAGCAGCAGCAUCAGCAGCAUCAUUCUCCAAACAAUAACAACAAAUACCAACCGGACAUACAUCAGAAGCUAUAUCCCAGCCUGCAGAAGCCACAUCCCACUGAUCUACCCAUCCCCCCGUCCCAACCCUCGCUGAAGCGUUCCAUCUCAGAAUCCAGUUGUCCUUCCCCACCCAAACGGCUGAGGCACAGCUGCCAUGUCUGUGGCAAGCAAUUCCAAUCAGACAGCGCUCUCCAGAUCCACAUCCGGACCCACACCGGUGAGAAGCCGUUCAAGUGCCACAUCUGCGGCCGGGCGUUCACCACCAAGGGAAAUCUGAAGGUGCAUCUGGGAACCCAUAUGUGGAACGGCGGCCCCACGCGGCGGGGAAGGCGCAUCUCCAUGGAAGCCCCACUCAUGAGGAGCCCUAAGGAAGGCGAGAUGUUCAGACCAGAUAUGUUUGGACUACGGCCGAUGUAUGAGGGUGCUUUCUUCCAGUACCCACCACCAAUCAUGAAUGGCUUUGCAGCUGCCAUGUCCAAGGCUAAUGAGAUCUCGGUAAUUCAGAACCACCAUUCCUCGAUAGGACACACACGCAUUCCAGAAGGCUCAAACUCCGUCAUUAUGAAGAGUAGAGAGCUGGGACAUGACAGUAGGGACCAGAUCCCUGAGUCUGUAGCCUCUCAAAAUUGAGAAAUUAGAAGAACAGAAGUGUGUCCACUGUAAUGAUAGGGAUGUGAUGUUAGAUUUUGUUUUGGUUAUGAAUGGAGGUUUAAAAAGCUCAAAAGUUACGUUGUUUUUCUUAUUUCCUUUUUCAAAGUUGUUUUGCUGCAGUAUUUGAACACUAGAGUGUGUGAAUUUUUUUCAGGAGUUAAAACUUGAUGUUUAGGUAAAUACAUGUAAUUGCUUUGUGGCCAUAUUCACUUAUUUCCCUUAUCCAUUCAAUACUAACAAACUAAUUUCAAAGUGUACAGUAGACUUUAAUACUGGGCAGUAAGACAAUACGCCUAAUUGGAAGGGUAGAAUCUGUCUCCAAACAUUUGUGACACAGGGUCGAAAAGAAAAACUGACCACAUUAAUACUUGGUAUUUACCCUUAUUAAUUUUUUUAAGACACUUAACUUAUUUCUCAAGUAAUAUUUAUUGUAACAUAUUCAGUAAGACAAAAUUUACAAUACUUGAGAUUGGUGAAUGUUAACUUAUUCUAACAGUUAUGAUUGCUUAUUUAAUCUUUACGAUUGGAUGUUCUGCUGUGCGGUACUUUAUAAAGCACACAAUUGUGAGAACACCAUGAAUUAGUUAUUUAGACAGCGAACAGAAUAACACAUAUUUUCCGUUUGUCUUGAGGCAAAACUUUUAAAAAAUCAAAUUUACAUUUGAUGAGGUUUGGGUUUUUUAAAUACUGGAUGCACAUACUAUCAACCCCCCCCC